This is a messenger RNA of Condylura cristata (star-nosed mole), 2985 nucleotides long. RefSeq names its product CD86 molecule (gene CD86). Bases 56 to 1060 code for a protein of 334 amino acids. The transcript is spliced from 7 exons. Gene Ontology annotation, cellular component: external side of plasma membrane. Gene Ontology annotation, biological process: negative regulation of T cell proliferation; immune response; positive regulation of T cell proliferation. Lineage: Eukaryota; Metazoa; Chordata; Mammalia; Eulipotyphla; Talpidae. The record is from RefSeq and is a predicted model, not a curated record.
AAGAGGACAAGUGGGAUCCUCUCCAGACCUAAGUCCAACAGCAGAAGCAGGCAAGAUGGACCUUGGAUGCAUUAUGGGACUGAAGAAUGCUCUCUUCGUGAUGGUCUUCCUGAUUUCUGAUGCUGCUGCCGAGACAAGUCAGGCAUAUUUCGGUGACACUGGAUUGCUGCCAUGCCGCUUUAAAAAUCCUCAAAAUACAAGUCUGGAUGAGCUGGUUGUAUUUUGGCAGAACCAAGAUAAGGUUCUUUAUGAGCUAUAUACAGGCAGUGAAAAUCCUCACAACGUACAUCCCAUGUACAAGGGUCGCACAAGCUUUGACCUGGGCAGUUGGACCUUGAAACUCCACAACAUUGAGAUCAAGGACGAGGGCACAUAUUAUUGUUAUGUCCAUCAUAAGCAGCGCAACAUUGGAAUGGUUCCCAUCUACCAGAUGGGUUUCUAUCUAUCAGUUCUUGCAAACUUUAGUCAACCUGAAAUAAUGGAAAUUUCUAAUGGAACAGAAAAUUCAGGCAUCAUAAAUGUAACCUGCUCAUCCCAACAAGGUUACCCAGAACCUAUCAAAAUGUUUUUUGUUAUAAAAACAGAGAAUUCAUCUGAUGAAUAUAUGGCUAACAUGAUGAUAUAUCAAGAUAAUGUCACAGAAUUGUACAGUGUUUCUGCCAGCCUGUCUUUUCCAGUCCCUCCUGAAGCAAAAAUGGUGAACAUCUCCUGUGCCCUGGAACCUCAAGUAACAAUGGCAACACUUUAUUCUCCAUCUCUCAUUAUAGAUGUAAAGCCAUAUGAACCACCGUCAGUUCCAGACCCCACCCUCUGGCACGUGGCUCUAAUUGUAGCCGUGCUCACAGUGUUUGUGAUGGUGCUCUUUGUAAUGCAAAGGAAAAAGAAGAAGAAGCAGCCUGCCCCCUCUCAUGAAAAUGUAGCCAUCCAAGUGGAAGAAGAAGAGCGUGGACAGCCCAAGGAUAGUGUAGAAUACCACGUACCUGCAAGUUGUGAUGAAGCUCAUUGUGUUGUUAACACUCAGAAAACAGCUACAGAUGACAAAAGUGCUGCACAUUUUUAAUUAAAGAGUAAAGUCUAUCUGACAGUCCAUUUCUUAUAUACUUUUCUUUUCUUUUUUGGCUGGCCUUUUUUCUUAUGUCUCUAAACCUUCCAGAAGGCAAGAACAUAUUACCAUCAGUAAUGGUGUGGGCUCCAGCGUUCCUCUAAUGCCAGCUCUGUUCCCUAUGCCAAAAGCAGAUUUUAUCUACUUCUUUUCAUUCAGAACAUAUUUGUGAACCAAAUCCAUCCGCCUUGUUCCUGGCUUGGGGAUAGUGUUGAGGACUAACACUUGUUCAGAUUCAGACUCUUAACUUUAUAAGCUGUGCCUUAUGCAGAACUUAGAACUCCCAAGCCCUGGAGUAGUGACUUUACAGCCUCUGAGUUGUUAGUGCCCUCUUCAACGAGUACAGUUCGGACUGAAAACCUUCUGACAUUGCUCUGGGUGGGAGCUAUAUAUUUAUGUAACUGGCUUUGUAGUGUUACACAGUAUAGUUUACACUAGCUUUGUAAUAUUAAUACUAAUGUCUUGACCUAUAAAGAAAAGUGUAUAAUAAUAAUGUAAUACGGUGCCCUGAGAAAAGUCCAUCAGCUAAGGACUCCUUUUCUGGCUGUGAGGGGCAGUCAGUAAAGAAAGCAGUGGCUGUGUCCUAGCAACAAAAAGCAGAUUAACGUCAUAUCAGGAAAUUAAGAGAGAAGUGGUAGCAGGUCUGGAUCUGCACCCCAUUUCUCUCUGGGCUGUUGCUAGUAUUCAGAGGAUUCACCUGCCUAACACACUGUUGAUGAGCCUAGGCAGAGACACUGUGCAUCAUGAUUCCUGCUUCUCUGUUUGGAAAAAGUGACUGAGGAGCAGGUCUGGGCCUUUGCAAGAGCCAAUGGAGAGGUUGCAGUACUCCAAAGAGGAAAAUAAAACGACCUUGACAGUAAAGUUACACCUAGAUGGCCAUCUGUCCAAUCCUUUGUCCAGCCUUGGGACAAACCACAGAUGACAGCCUGUCUAAAUGGAGUUAAGAAAACUGCAGUGUCUCCCAUUGAAUGGUGAGGGGUUUUGAUGCUAUAAUCUAUCAGAUGUCAGGAUGUUUCAUCCUGCUAGAAGCAGAGUGGACAGGGAGAGCUAUCAUCUUCAUAAUGGGCUGCAUGGAAGGAACCUUAGAAUCUUUUCAACUAAUGGCUGAGAGAAAGAGUGGGGAUGGCAUUAGGAGGACAUAGAUGUGAGUCAGUCAGAGACUGAUUCAGUCUGCAGAUGUCUGGAGAAGAUAUGGGCUGGUCCAGAGUAAGGUUAACUAACUUGUACUUGAGAACUAUCUGUGCCAUUCUCAACUCUGAGAAAACUGAGCACCAAAGAUGAAUAGAGGAGCCUAGUGGAAGUGGAAGUGAACUAACAGGGCCUAGCACUAAGGAAUAAAGCACUCAGCCCAAACUGAAAGAAGUGUGAGAGACCUGAAGUGCAGAAAUAGUUCUGAUUCUAGGUAAUGGCCCUCCAGGCCUUGGACGCCUGUGUUAGCAAAGCUCAUCCCUGUAACACACCAUUUGUCUGCUGUGUCCUGCCCCUGACUUCAUUAGGUUCUAAACCUCUUGCUGGUCCCUAACAUGUUUUGUACAGAGUAAUCCUCAGUUGAUUUUUGUUAAAUUGAUUCAACUCUCCAUUUUCUGUUUCUAGUUUUACCUCUCACCCCUCGUAGUCUGAUGUUACUCCCACCGUCUUUCUAGCGCAUGUCCUUCUCCCCAGUGUCUCUUCAGUCCCCCUGGCUAGAAGCCCCUGAUUCAUCCCAAACUCUCUUCCUCCCUUUCCUCUAACCAUUGUACAAGAAAAAGAGUUUUUCUUAUACAUAUUGGUCUCAGCAACGAAUGAGACAUUUUUAAAAAGAGGUAGUUUCUGAAGACAGCUGGGAAGUUUGGCGUUAAAGAGGGGAUACCUGCUUUUCAGUUUGUAACCUUUUAUGUUCUGUA